This is a messenger RNA of Ostreococcus lucimarinus CCE9901, 2133 nucleotides long. RefSeq lists its product with no specific name. The record is from RefSeq and is a predicted model, not a curated record. Gene Ontology annotation, biological process: DNA-templated transcription termination; transcription antitermination. Bases 1 to 2133 code for a protein of 710 amino acids. The transcript has a single exon. Lineage: Eukaryota; Viridiplantae; Chlorophyta; Mamiellophyceae; Mamiellales; Bathycoccaceae. Gene Ontology annotation, molecular function: RNA binding. Gene Ontology annotation, cellular component: cytosol.
AUGGCGUCGUGCGUCGCGCGCGCCGCGCUCUCGACGCCGUCGCGCGUCGUUUUCUACGACAAAAAGCGCACCCCAGCCGCCGCCACGCGCGCGAGGGUCGUCGUCCCGCGCGCCGCGGACGCCGACGCCGACGCCGCGGCGCCCGCGGACGCGUGGCUCGAAGCUCGCCGCGCGGACCUGAGCGCGCUGACGGUGGAGAAAGGGCUGAAACCGCUGUGUCGAGGGUACGGGCUGAAGCUCGGCGGCUCGAAGACGGCGCUGCUGGAGCGCGUGCUGGCGCACGAGAGCGCGAAUCGCGCGGAAUUCGCGCCGAUGGAGGCGGUGGUGGAAAAAGCGAGCGCGUGGAGAAAUUCCAGGGUGGUUCGAGUGGACGAGGCGAGCGCGAGGGCGAUCGAGGAGGCGAAUGCGGUCAAAGCGGAACGACGGGAAAAAGCCGGAGGCUGGGGACGGGACGAAGAGGACGAUUACGGCGACGACGUGGACGAAGACCGAGGAUGGGGGUCGUCGUGGGCGCGCAGGGAGGACGAGGAGGAAUCGUCCACGGCGCGCAUGCGAGAUAUCGAGGCGAGGUACCCGCAGUUGAGGUUGGCAGAUGAGAAAUUGACCAAGGAUGACUUGGCGCGACGCGUGGCGGUGGUGAACGGCUUGCGAGCGCUCGCCAAGGAAAAAGAAGGCUAUGAGGCAGAUGUAGGGUUGCAUUUGGAAGCCAUCGCGCGAGCGAUCGAUAGGGGCUAUAGAGAUAUGCGAGGGAGCGCGCUGACGGUGUUGCAAAAAGAAGUUCGGGCGCGGAUAGACGUGAGCGUGGACAUCGACGUGCAACGCGGUCGAUUCGCCGUGCUCGUGCAAGUCGUCGGUCGAGGCGGGACAGUUGAGCGCGAAUACGACGACACCAAAUUUUUCACGUUCAAUGUCCGGCGACAAAAUCGCAUGCGAACGUUGAUUCGUUACAUGAGCGAGGAGAUUAAAACUGGCGUCGCGCGUCUGGCGACGGAAGAUUUCGUCGGUCAAAUCGGCAACGUCGUCGACGGCACGUUGCGUUUCCGCACCGAAACCGGGUCGUGGAUGAUGGACAUAAAAGGCGGCGCCGCGGGUGUGAUCCCGCCAGAGGAGCAGCUCUUGACUUAUAACGACUUACCACUCAAGCAAGGGGACGAGUUGUCGUGCUUCGUGCUCGACGUCGAUCAAAACUUGUUCACCGGUCGCGAGCAAACCCCGGUGGUGCUGUCGAUGACCAUUCCGGCGUUGGUCGGCGCCAUCAUUCGCGAAGAAGUUCCAGAGGUUGCGCGCGGGGAGAUAGAGAUUAAGUCGAUCGCGAGAAUGGCAGGCAAGGUGACGAAAGUCGCGGUAGCUCUACGCGAAGGAUCAACUUCGUGGAGCAACGCGGUGGAAACGUGCCUGGGCGAAGAUCAGAGCAUUUUGAGACGCAUUCGCGAACGAUGCGGCGGCGAAGUCGUGCACUUCCUUCCUUGGUCCGACGAUCCAGCGGAACUGAUCAAGUCUUCUUUAUUCCCAGCUGAAGUGUUACGAGUGGAAGAAAGCUUCCCGGAUGGCACGCAAAAGCGAAAGUUUACGGCGUACGUGAAGGAGGUGGAUCUCCGUCGAGCGAUCGGCGCCGGCGGUAAUAACGUCAAACUCUGCGCGUCGCUCACCAACGCAUUCAUCGUCAUCGAAGUUGACGAGACCGCAGGAAACACUCAACGUCGUGGAUCUUUCAACGACGAUCUGGACGACUCUUACGACAGUGGAUUCUGGGGCGACGAUCGCGAAGAUGACUUUUUCGGCGGCGGCGACGCUGAAAAUUUUGCCAACAAUCUCAACAAGGAUAGAUUCAGCGAGCAGACGCAAAGCGUGCAACUGGACGAUCUCGGCUGGCCCGAUCUCGAUGACUUCGAUGAUUUACCCACCACGAAUGCCGCGGGGCGGGGACCUCAGGACAUCCCCUCGGUGAGCGAAUUGAAAACGCUCGGCGAGACGUUCUCGCAAUCGUUCGAAGGCGACGACGACGCGGAGGAAUGGGACGUCGGUCCGGGCCGUCCGGGAUUGACCACGUUCGGCGCUACGGGACGUCCGGGUGUCGUCGGCACCGCUCUCUUCUUUGGCGACGAAGCGGGUGAAUACGACGACGACGAAUAG